CUGAGUGUAAUAAGAGCCCGCCAGACCCUGGGCGAGAUAUCUGGGAAUAAUCUCACUCGAAAAACAACACGGAAGGGCUGUUUAGACUGUAAUGUACCAUUAUGUAUUGAUAGAGAUUGCCGGUACCUCUGGCAUACGUAG
Molecule: messenger RNA, 141 nt
Organism: Colletotrichum orchidophilum
Lineage: Eukaryota; Fungi; Ascomycota; Sordariomycetes; Glomerellales; Glomerellaceae
Exons: 1
Source: RefSeq, a predicted model, not a curated record